AUGCAGAACUUCAACAAGUAUUGUCAUCAACAUCCCAAUAAAUUAGCUAAUAAGAUUUGCAUAGAUCCUAAUGAUAUCGAAAGAAAAUAUUGUUUAAUUUGCCAAUUUUCUCAUAAUGCAGAUCCUAGUUAAUUCCUUUCCAGUUUUGAAUUUUAAGAAAAAUAUAUCACAGAUGUACGAAAAAAAAUUGAAAAAUAUAAAAAAUCUAAUUUAUCUAAUUUUUCCAAAUUUAACAAUAUUAGAAAGUCUUUAGAGAAUCAGAUUGAAUGCAUUUAAAUAAAGUUUGAGUAGGUGAAACAAUAUAUUUAGGAUAUUGAAAUUAGUCUCUCAAUUUACGAGAAUUUAUUUUUUAAAUAUUCGUCUCCUGAAGAAUUUUCAUCUGAUGAUUUGGCCAAAAUUAUUAAUUUAAAAGAUGGAAAUGAGUUGGAUAAAGUUGAAAAAAAAUUGAAAUCAUUCUAAAGCUAAUUUGAUGAAAUUCAAUCUUGUUUAAUUAAUAAUCUAGAAAAAAUAAAUAGAAAUUUAAAGUUCGAUUUCAAGUUGAAGUCAAUAAGAAAGAAGUAGGAUGGAUAGUUAUGGAAUAACAUAAAAAAAAGGUUCACAAGCAUUUAGUUUGAAAUUGAAGUUAUUUCUGGAAGGUAGAUCAAAUAUUUAGGAAAUGAUGGUUAAAUUCUAAGAAUGUAAUAAAUAUUGACUUUAUUAUCAUAGACAAAAUGAUUAGGAAAUCUCAACCUCACCUGAAAUAUUAAAUAAUUUAGAAUAAAUCAAAUAUCUUAAAUGGAAGGGAGAUUAUGGCAAAAGUAAUGGAAGGAAGGGUAUUUGGAAUGCAUCCUGGAAUUAAAAAGUCCUCUCAAAUGUUGGAGGAUUUUACAUUUAGGGAGUUAAGGAAGGAUUGUGGGUGGACUGUGCCAAAGGUUUUUGCAUGAAGUUAUUAUUAAUUAUGAAUUUAGUCAAGCUUGCAUUCUUGAAAUUGGAGAAUAUAGAAAUGAUUUUAGAAUAGGAAAGUGGAGUUAUGAGUUUGAUCAACAAAAGAUGUAUUUGUAGAAUAAAUAGCAUAUAGUAACGGAGGAACUUAUAAUUUGUACUCUUAAAAAAGUGGAAAAUGGGUGGAGAUAAAAGAGGGAUUCCAUUUUUACUCUCAAGUUACUUAUGUUGGAGAAUACUAAAAUGAUAAAAAAGUUGGCCUCUGGGAAACAUGGUAUAAAAACCAUGCUAAAGAUUAAAAGAACUUAUAAAUGUACAAUAUUCACAAUAAAGUGUAUAUUUUUAGUGGAGGCGGUUCAUACUGGAAUAAUAUUAAAGUAGGGAAAUGGAUCGAGUUAAGUGAUGGAUAUUAUGAGUAUUCUUAAGUCACAUUUAUUGGAGAAUAUAAAAGUGGAAAAAAAAUUGGACAAUGGGAUAUAUGUUAUAAGAGGCGAGGAAAAUAACAGAACCAGCAAAUGUAAUAUAUAAGAUAAAUGGUAAAUAUUUUUUUAGUGGCGGUGGAAACUAUGAUGUAAUAAAUGAGGGCACUAAGACUGGGUUUUGGGUAGAGGUGAGUGAUGAGUUUUAUGAGGACUCUUAGGUGAUAAAUAAUGGUGAGUAUAAGAAUGGAAAGAAAGUUGGUAGAUGGGAUAUGCUAUAUCGAAAGGGGGAUAGAGAUUAAUGGAAUAAACAAGUGUAAGAUAUCAAUAUUAAAAGUUUUAUUUUAAGUGGUGGAGGGUCAUAUUGUAAUGAUACUAAAAUUGGGGAGUGGACUGAGUUAAGUGAUGGUUUUAGGAACAUUUCCCAAGUUACAUACUGCGGUAAAUAUAAAAAUGGGGGCAAAAUUGGCAGAUGGGAUAUUUGGUAUAGAAGAUAUGAAGGUGAUGAGGAGAAUCAUAAAAUGUAAAUAGUGAAAAUUAAAAGCAUGAAUCUUAGCGGAGGUGGGUCAUAUAAUGAAAGAAGCGAUGGCAUUAAGAAUGGGUGGUGGGUAGAACUGAGUGAUGGAUUUUAUGAGUAUUCAUAAGUUACCUAUUGUGGUUUAUAUGAUUAAGGGAGAAAACUUGGUAGGUGGGAUAUUUGGUAUAAGAAGCAUGAUGAAGAUUAAAUGAAUAAAUAAGUGUAAAAUUUUACAAUCUAAUAUUAUGUUUAUAGGGGUGGAGGACAAUAUCAUGAUGGCAUUAAGUAUGGGAUGUGGACUGAAUUAAGCGAAAAUUUUAGAAAGAUUUCUUAAGUCAUUUUGAAAGGUGAAUAUAAUUUUGGUUAAAAAGUUGGUAGAUGGUCAAUUUUUUAUAAGGAGGAGGAAAAAUACAAAAAGAUGUAAAUUGAAAAAAGCAAUAUUUUUAGAGGAGGUGGAUAAUAUGAUAAUGGCAUUAAAGUUAGUAAAUGGACUGAAGUGAGUGAUGUGUUUGGAGAUAAUUCUUAAAUUACAUUUAGUGGUGAAUACAAGAAAGGUUAAAAAAUAGGUAUUUGGGAUAUUUGGUAUAGGAGAUAUAUUGAUGAGCCUUAUAAAUUGAUGUAGAAUUAUAAAAAUUAAAAGCAAUAUUUUUUAGAGGUGGAGGAUUAUAUGAUCAAUUUAAUAAUGGAAUUAAGAUCGGAUACUGGAUAGAGCUAAGUAAUGGUUUUAAGGAUUAUUCACAAGUUACUUAUAGAGGCAAAUAUUAAUGUAAUAAAAAAAUUGGUAAAUGGGAUAUUUACUACAGAUAUAGUGUUAAGUUACCCUUUGAAUUAAUGUAAUAUUAAAUAAAAUAGGGCAAAUAUUUAGUGGAGGAGGAUCUUAUGAUGAAAGAAGCAAUGGAAUUAAGGUUGGUAAGUGGAUUGAAAUAUCUGAUGACUUUAAAGAUUUGAACUAAAUUAUUUAUGUUGGGGAAUAUAUUGAAGGUAAAAAGGUAGGUAUUUGGUUGGAAAUUGAAAGAAAGAAAAAAGAAUAAAAAGCAAUACUAACUUAUCAUAUAUGAUUUGGCAAGUAGAUGAUUAAUAUAAUUAAUAUUACGGU
Messenger RNA from Paramecium octaurelia, 2953 nucleotides. Lineage: Eukaryota; Ciliophora; Oligohymenophorea; Peniculida; Parameciidae. The record is from the annotation of a GenBank genome assembly.